This is a messenger RNA of Callithrix jacchus (white-tufted-ear marmoset), 763 nucleotides long. The record is from RefSeq and is a predicted model, not a curated record. NCBI's taxonomy places the organism in Eukaryota, Metazoa, Chordata, Mammalia, Primates, Cebidae.
AUGCGGGCAACUCUGAAAGGUCCCAAGAGAAGGCUUGUGGACUUCUUUGCAAAAUUCCAGGAUGCCCCCGCAAGGCCCCAUCAAACUUUAAGAGAGACCGUGGAGAGAGCUAGGUCCCAGAAGGACUUUCUCAAAGGGAGGAACGAGGAAUAUGUCUUUCCUUUCACCUACCAGGGAUCUGUUUACUUCACUUGCACCAAAAGGCUUCGCUUGUCCCCUUGGUGUGCCACCAGAGCAGUGUACAGUGGCCAAUGGAAGUACUGCUGGAGUGAAGAUUGCCCACGCUGUAUCUUCCCUUUCAUCUAUUGAGGAAAGGUCUAUAACAGCUGCAUCUCCCAGGGGAGCUUCUUAGGCAGUCUGUGGUGCUCAGUCACCUCCAUCUUCGAUGAGCAACAGCAGUGGAAAUUCUGUGAAACCAGUGAGUAUGGGGGAAAUUCUCUCGGCAAGCCCUGCGUCUACAGAAAUAACCUGGUCUCUGAUUGCAUGGAGGAUGAAAGCAACAAGCUCUGGUGCCCGACCACGGAGAACACAGAUAAGGAUGGAAAGUGGAGUUUCUGCGCUGACACCAGGGGGGAGAAACAUCUUCAGAGGAAGACCACGACAUUGAGGCUGAACACGGCUUUGUCUUUUUCAUUGCAUCUUUCAAGCUUAAACAAACACCUUUAGAAAAACCCUCUGUACCACCUUGUUCAAUCACCUGGUCCUUUGAGAAGAAUUUAGAGAGAAUGCAGUAUUAACCAGCAAUAAAGGAAUCCUGAUUUAA